Molecule: messenger RNA, 300 nt
Organism: Linum trigynum
Lineage: Eukaryota; Viridiplantae; Streptophyta; Magnoliopsida; Malpighiales; Linaceae
Source: the annotation of a GenBank genome assembly
AUGGGGGUGGGGGCAGUUGGGGUCCAUGAUAAAUACCUGGGACUCCCGUCUCUGGUAGCAAGAUCGAAGAUGGAGACCUUCCGAUAUUUGGAGGAUAAGCUUUUGGAGCGGCUCCAGGGGUGGAAGCAGAGAGCUUUGUUCUGGGCGGCUAAGGAAACCCUGAUAAAAUCGGUUGCCAUGGCAUUACCUUUACACGUGAUGUCAUGUUUCAAGCUACCACUAUCUCUGUGUCGCCUUCUGGAUAAGCAUGUUGCCCGAUUCUGGUGGGGAAUAAGUGACAACCAUUCGAAAGUUCGGUAG